Molecule: messenger RNA, 1871 nt
Organism: Acinonyx jubatus (cheetah)
Lineage: Eukaryota; Metazoa; Chordata; Mammalia; Carnivora; Felidae
Exons: 5
Coding region: 254-862 (202 amino acids)
Source: RefSeq, a predicted model, not a curated record
UCUCUCUGUCUCAAAAAUAAAUAAACGGUAAAAAAAAAAAAAAAGAACUGUCCUCUAGAGGGUGCCAAUAGACCAAGCCAGUCUGGACCCGCAUUUUCCAGGUCCCUACCCAAAACUGCCCACAGGUCUCUCUGCAGGGAGAAGGCUUCCUGGUCAGAAGCUGUCCAUAAGGAGCAAACUCUUCCACUGCUGCCCCCCAAGGCUGAGGCUCUGCCCUGCACUCCACCCUGCAGACUCAAGUGGGCUCAGUGUAAUGAGUCCUUCCUUCAGAAAGAGAGAGAUGAGAUGUACCCCUGGACAUUGGAGACAACUGCCUUUAUUCCUUUCCUGUGUGUACUGUCAAGAUCAGGAUGAGUGCUGUCUGUUUGCUCUGGCUAAGCCUACAGCCCAGGAUGGAAACUCUGAACUCAUGAAGUGUGAGCCUGAAAGACAGCAAGUUGGAGCCAUGGAAACCCUACCAAGUGUGAGGUGCCUUGAUGUGCCAUGGAGAAAAAGUCACAGUCCCAGAGCUGGAUGGCUUACAUGCCACAUACAGAAGCUGCACACAUUACCUCACUCUGAAAUGAAGGCAUGGCCAAGGUGGUCAAGGGAAGGGACCCUGAAAGGGAUCAGCCUUCUCAAGUCAGGUCACAGCAAGCCAUCACCCCGACUCCUCCUCCCCCUCUUCAGGAAAUUCAGAAUCCAUGGAAAGAAUCUGAAGCGGAAGAGGAUGUGGAAUUCAAUGACCUUAAAAAAAAAACAGCCUUCAGCACCUCUCCACAACCACCAUCCCCUCCUCUCCAAUUCUGCAGGAAAAAAUCAUAAGGUGACAUUUAUUGACUAUUUACCAUCUGCUGGUCACUAUGCUAAGUCCUUUUCAUGAAUUAUCUUCUACUACCUCUUCCUCUCAAUAUCUCCCAAUUCACAAAUGAGGAAACUGAGGUCCAGGGAAAGAAAAAUGACCACCCCAAAGUCACACAGCUAGAAAGAGGCCAAGCUGGGCCUGGAAUCCAGGCUUGACUUCUCUUUAACCACUGCACCAAAAGACCUCCCCCCAGCCCCUGGCUGACUGGUCAGGAUCAGCUACAGAAUUUGAGAGGAAGGGAUGACAGAAGGCAUUGGGCAUGCUGGGGAGGACAGCAGGGUGGGGGCACCAGAGGUAGGACUGGUGUAGCUGGAAUGAAACUCUGAAGUCACAUUCCCCUCCCAAGUCUGGCCCUUCCUCCCCAGAGGGCCUGGGAAGGGGACACUCCCUCUGGUUCAGGUCUCUCCAACAUUCCAGACACACCUCUUGGGAGCUGGGGACAAGGAGGGGUUGGAGACCUGAGAUGGACCAGCCUUCUACCCCCACCUCCCCAGAGUCCUGGCUGUGUGACCCUGCAUUUGCCACCCACCCUCUCUGGGCCAUGGUCUCCUCAACUAUGAAGUGGCUGGGGAGCACCAGCUCAAUCUCUAAAGACCACCUUUCUCCUGCCAGACCCAGGGAUCCUCUGGCUGCCCUGGGGUUAACUCUGCAGGAGGGCUAGGCUUGGGGCCCGCCUUCCCUUUUAUUCCCAGUGAAACCUGAGGAGGAUCUGGUGAGGCAGGGAAGUAGAAGGUGAGAAAUAGAAGGUGAGAAGGGGCACAUGAUUUCUUGACAGAGCUUCCUGGGCUCAGGUGUGCCAAGUCCAUUGCCUCUCUGGGCAGUCAGGACACCAGCAUCGGUCCAACCCCAGGCUUACGGACAAUGGAGGUGUCUCAGACUGAAGAAGUGAGAAGAGCGGAGGGAGACAGGGAUGAAUGCAGUCCUGGGUUCAGACAACUAACUGCAGAAGAUAGUGGAAGGGUGGGGAAGAGCAGGGGUGACUUUCUAGAGAAGACAGAGAAGACCAGGAGGAUUUCAGUGAAUGAGC